This is a messenger RNA of Naegleria gruberi, 2661 nucleotides long. RefSeq lists its product as uncharacterized. NCBI's taxonomy places the organism in Eukaryota, Heterolobosea, Eutetramitea, Acrasida, Naegleriidae. Bases 1 to 2661 code for a protein of 886 amino acids. The transcript has a single exon. The record is from RefSeq and is a predicted model, not a curated record.
AUGGUUAUGAUGGCAAUAAAGAAUAGAUUGUCAUCAUUGGAAUGUAUUGGUGAAAAAUUGAAACAAGAUAGAAAAUUUGUAAAGAAGGCAAUUAAAUUGGCAAAACGUGUUGUCAAUCCUUUACAAUAUUUUAAAGAUUUUCAAGAUGAUGAAGAAAUUUGCAAAAUGGCAGUCAAGUGUAAAGGAAGUUCUUAUGAGAGUGUAUCUGAUAGAUUAAAGAAUGAUGAAACUAUUAUACAAGAUGCACUUUCAUCUGCUGGAUCUAGUAUUCAACAUGUUCCACAUCAUUUAAUUAAUAGAGAGCUAGUUUUGUUGGCACUUAAAUCAGCUCCAUUUUGUUUCCAAUUCAUUCCACCAGAAUAUAAGAAUGAUAAUGAAUUGAUAUUAAUUACUGCUAAAAAUAAUCCAUAUAUAUUGAAACAAUUACCAAAUCUGUUGAAUGAAAGAUCAUUUGUAUUGGAGUUGGUUAAAUUAAAUGGAGUUUGUAUUCAAUUUUUAUCAGAGGAAUUAAAGAAUGACAGAGAAAUUGCUAUAGAGGCCACAAAAGAAAAAUUCAACUCAGGAUUUAGGUUUUUAAGUGAUGAAUUUAGAAAAGAAAGAGAGUUGGCUUUGAUGGCUGUAAAAUCAGAUUUUUAUAAUCUGAAGCACGUUUCCAAUGAAUUGCAACAAGAUAAGGAAUUUGUGAGAAUUUGUAUUAAAUCCAAGACAGAUUUAACAAGUUACAUGGCUAAUGAUACUUAUGAUUCAAUUAGAAUUAAUGAUAGGGAAUUUUUAUUUGAAAUUAUAGAAAAAUUUUAUAAUUAUUCAGAAUAUAAGUUGUAUUUGAGUAGCGGUAAGGAGAUUGUUGAGAGAUUUUUAAAAGUGGAUCCAAAUUGCUUUCAGUGUUUUGAUUUACUUCAUAAUGAAAGAAGUAUUGUAAUGGAGCUGAUACCACACAGUAUUGAUAUUUUGAAACUUUCAUCAGUGGAAUUAAGGAAUGAUAGAGAAAUUAUUAGAAAGGCCAUUUGUUUUCAUGAUGGAGCUUUGGAAUUUGCAUCAAAUGUUUUGCAAAACGAAAGAGAAAUUGUAUUAGAGGCAAUUUAUUACAAUUCAACAAAUUACAAAUAUGCUUCCGAAGAAUUGAGGAAUGAUAGAGAAAUAUUAGAAUACGUUCUUGUAAGAAACGGUAAUUUGAUUGCCUAUGCAUCCGAAACUUUACGAAACGAUAAGAAUUUGGUAAUGCUAGCCCUUAAAAAUUCCACGCAAAAUAUCUCAAAAUAUAUCGGAUACAAACUAAAGCGAGAUAGAGAAGUAGUUUUAGAAUGUGCUAAGAGAUAUCCAUGCCUUGAUGUAAUUUCCUUAGAUUUCAGAUUUGAUAGAGAAAUAGUUUCACAAGUUAUUCAAAAAUAUGGAGAGGAAUUUAAAUUUGCUUGCGAAUCUAUUCGCAAUGACAAGAAUUUGGAAUUAAUUGCCCUUACUAAUGGAUUAUCUCUGAAAUAUAUCAAAUCUCAACAAGAUAGAGAACUAGUAAUGUACUCUGUAAAAUAUUCUGGAGAAAAUCUUCAAUAUGUAAAUGAAGAAUUCAAAAAUGAUGAAGAUAUUACUUUAAUAGCUAUGGAAACAUCCAAUGGAAAUGCGUUAGAAUUUGCGAGUGAAAGAUUUAAAUCUGAUAAGGAUUUAAUUAGGAAAUACAUCAAAACAAAUGAACAUGUACUCAAAUAUGUUUCACAGAAUUUACUUUCUGGUAGGAAGUUUAUUAAGGAAAUGUUAUCAAUUAAUGGACUUGCAUUACAAUUUCUUCCCAAUAGGAUGAGAAGAGACAGAGAGAUUGUGUUGCACGCCAUUAAAUCAAAUGGAGAUGCCCUUCCAUUUGCACUUGGGGGUUUAACUAAGGAUUGCGAAUUACGCACAAUUGCAUUUUCAAAUGGAUUGAAAUUUAAAGCACGUUUUGGCUUCGAUGAUCUAAACAAGGAAUUGAUAUUGGAUAUUGUAAAAACAAAUCCAAAAAUGCUGAAUAUAAUUUUAGCUAUGAAAAAAGAAUUUAGGAACGAUCCAGAUAUUAUUCAAAGUGCUGUAAAAAUAGAUUUGGAAUAUUUGGACUAUUGUGCAACUUAUGGAAAAUUGAAAACGGAUCGAAAUUUUAUUUUACAACUCGAAACAAAUGAAUUUAAUUUGAUGAAAAUUCCAUACAAAUUUAGAAGUGAUAGAGAAAUUGUUUUAAAGUCAUUGAAAAGUUAUGGAAAAUCAAUCAUGUACAUUUCUAGUGAUGAAUUGAAAAAGGAAAUUUCACAAGAUCGAAAUAUUUUAUUGGAAUCCAUUCAAAGUUGUGAUGGUUUCAUAUUUUUAUUUGCAAGUAAUGAAUUACAACAAGAUGAAACAUUUAUUGAAGAAUGUAUUUCCAAAAAUGGAAUGGUUUUAAGAUUUUUAUCUGAAAAAUAUAGAAAUAAUAUAUCACUACUCAUGAAAGCAGUUGAAAAUAAUGAAAAUUCGUUGAAAUUUGCUUCCAAUAAUUUAUUAACAAAUAAGGAAUUGAUAUUACAUGCUGUGAAACAUUUUCCAAAUUCUUUAAAAUAUGCCAGUUAUGAAUUGAGGGACGAUAAAGAUAUAGUGAUGGAAGCUAUUCGAAUAGAUCCUAAAUCAAUCAAGCAUGCUUCUAUUGAAUUACAACAGACUUUACAAUAA